AUGAUGAUGUCCAACAGCGCAGGUGAUUGGUGUCAGUUACUUAUCAAUAAAGUUGUAUUCAUAACUGGUGGUGCUGGGCAUAUUGCAAAAACUAUAGCGAAGACAUGUUAUACUCAUGGAGCUUGUCUUGUUUUAGGUGAUUUAGAUCCAGAAAAAACAAAUAAAGUAAAAGAUGAAAUUGUUAAUAACGAAAAUAAGACAGAUGACCGAAUAUUUGUUGUAAAACUCGAUGUUACUGAUGAAACAAGUAUUCAACAAGCUGUUCAAGCAACAUUAAAUAAAUGGAACACAAUUCAUGUUCUUCUUAAUACUGCAGCAAUUGCAACUGUAGGUAAUAUUGAACAAGUAUCAGCUGAAAGUUGGUCUCAAGUUUUUGAUGUUAAUGUACGUGGUUAUGCAUUAAUGGCAAAAUAUAUUGCACCUAUAUUAAAAAAACAACAUAGCGGAUCCAUUGUAAAUAUAUCCAGUACUUUAGGUUUAAUUGCUAUUCCUAAUGCUGUUCCAUAUUCAGCAACAAAAGGUGCUAUUAUUCAAUUAACUCGAAAUCUAGCUCUUGAUUUAGGUUCAUUUAAUAUUCGUGUCAAUACUAUUAGUCCGGGCUCUAUUGAUUCACCUGGACGUGAUGAAUUUGCUCAAAUGAACAAUGUAACAAAAGAACAAAUGAAUGAUUUGUGUAUUCAAGGAAGUUGCUUGAAGCGUAUUGGUCAAGCACAAGAUAUUGCUAAUUUGAUUGUUUUUAUAAUAUCUGAUCUAUGUCAAUUUAUGACGGGUGCUAAUUUAGUUGUUGAUGGUGGUAAUUUUAUUAUAUAA
Molecule: messenger RNA, 810 nt
Organism: Rotaria sp. Silwood1
Lineage: Eukaryota; Metazoa; Rotifera; Eurotatoria; Philodinida; Philodinidae
Source: the annotation of a GenBank genome assembly